Messenger RNA from Hypoxylon trugodes, 1748 nucleotides. Its product is annotated as 26S proteasome subunit P45 family protein. The transcript is spliced from 2 exons. Gene Ontology annotation, biological process: proteasome-mediated ubiquitin-dependent protein catabolic process. NCBI's taxonomy places the organism in Eukaryota, Fungi, Ascomycota, Sordariomycetes, Xylariales, Hypoxylaceae. The coding region runs from base 276 to 1445 and encodes 389 amino acids. Gene Ontology annotation, cellular component: proteasome regulatory particle, base subcomplex. The record is from RefSeq and is a predicted model, not a curated record. Gene Ontology annotation, molecular function: proteasome-activating activity; ATP binding; ATP hydrolysis activity.
CGUUGCUGCAACUGCCUUGCGCCAGGUCCAUCUAAGCUUCACUGCAGUUAAGGUACCCCGGUCCGAACUCAUCAUUGGCUCAUCUUUAGCCUCACUAUCACUUUCGCCGCCCAUCUCGACUUCAAUACUUUGAUUCAUCAUACACACUAUCUAUAAUACACUAUCUUUCCAUUGAGAACGGCCGACUCAUCACACGAAACCCUACCACCCCCGAGACAACCUUCUCAUACGACACAUAGGGCCGUAAUCACACUCCAAGAGGAGCCCUAGCAACCAUGGCGCUCGACAACUACUACCACAACAAAAUCGAGGCGAUGAAGCUCGAGAUCCUCAAGGGUCAAGCAGUCCUCCGACGUCUCGAAGCCCAACGAAACGACUACAACUCUAGGGUACGUCUGCUACGAGAAGAGCUAGGGCUAUUACAGCAACCUGGAUCGUACGUCGGCGAGGUAGUCAAAGUGAUGGGAACGAAGAAGGUAUUGGUUAAGGUACAUCCCGAAGGCAAAUAUGUUGUCGACGUUUCCGACUCCGUAGAUAUAGCCAAGCUUACCGUAGGCAAACGAGUAACCCUUCUAUCCGAUUCGUACAAACUCGAGAAGAUCCUCCCGUCCUCCGUCGACCCGCUCGUAUCUCUCAUGAUGGUAGAGAAGGUGCCCGACAGCACAUACGACAUGAUCGGUGGUCUAGACCAACAAAUCAAGGAAAUCAAGGAAGUUAUCGAACUAGGAUUGAAGCACCCCGAACUCUUCGAAUCCCUUGGUAUCGCCCAACCGAAGGGUGUGCUUUUGUACGGACCCCCGGGAACGGGAAAGACAUUGCUGGCUCGAGCUGUCGCGCAUCAUACCGACUGCAAGUUCAUCCGAGUGUCUGGUUCGGAAUUGGUGCAGAAGUACAUUGGUGAGGGUUCUCGUAUGGUUCGUGAGCUAUUCGUCAUGGCUCGAGAGCAUGCUCCCUCAAUUAUCUUUAUGGACGAAAUCGAUUCUAUCGGUUCAUCCCGAGUAGAAGGUUCAUCAGGCGGUGAUUCUGAAGUGCAACGGACAAUGUUGGAACUUCUCAACCAGCUGGACGGUUUCGAGCCAACCAAGAACAUCAAAGUCAUCAUGGCCACAAAUCGACUCGAUAUUCUAGAUCCCGCCUUACUCCGACCCGGUCGUAUCGACCGAAAGAUCGAGUUCCCUCCCCCAUCAGUCGAGGCCCGAGCCGAUAUCUUGCGCAUCCACAGCCGUAAGAUGAACUUGACAAGAGGAAUCAACCUAACCAAGAUCGCCGAGAAGAUGAACGGUUGCUCUGGUGCUGAGUUAAAGGGUGUGUGUACCGAAGCUGGUAUGUACGCUCUGCGUGAGCGAAGAGUGCACGUCACCCAGGAGGACUUCGAGUUAGCUACAGCCAAGAUUCUCAACAAGCACGAUGACAAGGAGGUCUCGCUCCAGAAGUUCUGGAAAUAAACUGGCACGCAUAUUACGGAGUACGAUGUUCUAUGCUACGGUAUGCUACGGCUAUACUACGAAUCUGGGCGUGGCAUCGAGGUGGAUCAGGUGAUGACAUGGCUACAAAGCCAAAAAUACUAUUUUGUAAACUGUACAAUACCUAGUCCUAGAGAAGCAAGACGGGGCGAGGCUUUUACGUCAAUAGGGUCUUGCUACUAUCAAUUUCGAGAUAAAAAGUAAUAUGCAGGCGUUGCUUAAACAUGGUUAUCAUUAAUGUUUCCUGGCCUAAAUCCCAUGUAGUGAUAUAACAUAACUGCACUA